Molecule: messenger RNA, 1984 nt
Organism: Pelagomonas calceolata
Lineage: Eukaryota; Pelagophyceae; Pelagomonadales; Pelagomonadaceae
Source: the annotation of a GenBank genome assembly
GCCGGGCCUCAACAAAAACAGAGGCGUGCUGGCAAGCUAAAGGUCUCCCAGUGAACUCGUCUCUCCCUCCACGGGUAUUGCUGUUUGAGCCAAGCCGGCGCGGGAGAGACCUAGCAGUGGUACUACCGGUCGGCCCCGAACGCUCGGAAUCCAGCCAGGGCACCCAGGGCGCUCCAAACAGGCCGGUUUCCAUAUCAGCGUAACAGGGGCUGGAUAUAGCCCGCGAGACGCUGCAGUUUCAACCCCGUGGCCCCGCCCAGUCAUUUUCCUGGCCCUCCAUCCUUACAAAAACACCAGCUCCCUGGAAACAAGAUGGCCCUACUAGCCGACACGCCCGUCGCGCUGCCGGUCUCCGCGCCGCAGGACGCGUACAACAACUACGAGCAGCGGCCGCUCCACAGCCCGCCCCAGGCCACGCCGUCGUCCUACGGCAACGCCAUGCCGAAGCGGGCGCGCGCCGGCUCCGUGUCGCGCUCGAGGACGAACUCCGUCGACCUCUCUCUUAGUUCUCGGCUGCGGUCCGCGUCGGAACUCGAGAAGGCCGGCUUGGUGUCCUCGACGCAGAAGGGCGCCCUCAAGGACCUGAUCAUUUUUGGAGAUGAAGCACUCAGGGGUGCCCUCGACGACUACCAUCAGGGCGACGCGGAAAGACUCGAGAGGCUGGUCAAGCAGGGCUAUUUGGAUCGUUCUAGAGGUGUGAAUGUCUCUACAGUGGAAUCCCGACCGAGGGAGGGCUCCAUCGACUUGCUCGCGGAGCUCGACCUCGACUCCACCGCAGAAGUGUUGUUUGCCGCUAGGCGGCCUCCCCCCUCAGCCGAGCUCUUUUCUACUGAUGAUCAAUUGAUGGGCUUCGACAUGGAGAUGCCGACGCUGUCCAGCGGUUCGCCUCCUGCGCGGAAAUCAGAUUUCAGGCUCGCGUCUGCUCGAUGGCGUGGAGGUUCCGUACGCUGUCGCGGCGAUGGCGUGUUGGUGAUUUCUACACCACUUCCAUGCCGUCGCGGCGGGCACGCACGAGAGAGGAAACUACGCCUGCUCGACGGCGCGGAGGUUCACUUGAUACACACACAGGUCUCUUGGGCGAGGACGACUUAUUCUCAGAAAGGAAGCGGCGCGCGCGGCUCGGUUCCGUAGGAAGCUUCGGAAGCGCCAGAUCGGACGACGGCGGCCGGCCGCGGCCGCGCUGCGACUCCCUCGCCUCUGAACCGGAGGUUGAAGAACCACCACCGCAACAACGGACGCAGCGCACGGCGGCGCGCCACGCUUUGAGUGGUGCGCCGAAGAGGAGAUCGAGACGCGACGACCGCCCGCGCGCGAGCGACGCGCAUCCGGGCCCCGACCAGCCCGUCGCGCGCUUCCGGGGCACGGUCGCGGCGACGGUGGCCGACCCGCCGGGAGCGCGCUUGUUGGACCCGGGCCCGGCGCCGGCCUACGAGCUCUUAGUGAACUUCCCCAGAGCCAAGUCGCGGACGCAACUCCACUGCGUCAUGUGCGGCCGCCGCCCGCGCGACGCGAACCCGCGCGAGCCCCUGCCCGAGCGGGCGCCGCCGCAGCCGCGGAACCCGCGGCUGGACGGGAUGGGAGACGACCGGGACGACGUGCAGCCGGGCGCCGAACGGACGCUCGGAGGGUCGGUGAUCAUCCCGCGCCAGAACAAGGACGUCUGCCGCGAGUGCGACAAGGCUUUGUGGCGCCACUGCGCGUCGGACAUCCACUUCAAGUGGUGCAAGGGCUGCAAGCGCUUCCGCAACCUGGUGGCCUUCGCGGAGAAGCUCGCCGCGUCGAAGUGCGACCGCUGCCGCGAGCGCGGCCGCCAGGGCUACAUGCGCCGCAAGGGCGGCGGGCCGUCGCCGCCGACCUCGCCGCGCCACUGAAUUCCCGCUCAUCACCUUGAACCCCCUAUCCCAUACCUAUCCCAGAAAGAAAAAAGACUCCUCCUGCGCGCGCUGCGCUAGGAGAUGCCCACUCUCGCCUAACAAUUAAUCGU